GUCUCUGCGCGCUUACAACGAGGUUCGUCAUUGUCUUUGAGACCACCCAAGUCGUCUCGUACAUGACACCGUUGAGAUUGCACGAUGGACGACGAAGAAUCAUUUGCCAGACUCUUGUCCCAGUCUACAACGGUUACAAAACCAUCAUGGACGCCGCCCGCAGCUCAACCUGACGAUCCAUGGGCGAACCCAUUCUCUGAUGAACCCUCUUCGAACCCUUUCGCGAGCUCGGCAUCCCCUUACCCCACGCUCUCGACCUCAGCCUCGGGCCGUGGUCCCGCGUCACCUCCAAUCAGAGCGCCUUUCGACUCGCCUACCUCUCCUAGGUUUGAAAGACCCUCUCCAUACGUUCAGCAGCUUGAAGAUGACGCUCGGACUGGGUUAGGUGCUGUACCUGAUCCUCCGAGCGUCAUUGCCGCUCGUUUAGGCGAACAGGAGAGAGACGGAUACAGUUCAAAUGGCUUUGCUGCUCCAUUUGAUUCUCCAACUAGGGCAUUCUCAUCUCAUGAUCCAUUCUCGCAGCCGCCAGCGACUUCACCGGUUGUGCAAGGGAAUGACAGCGCGACGAAUCGGAAGCUACCACCCGGUCUCAUUGAUGAAGAUUUGUUGGCGGAGAAUGACCCUUCGUCAUCCCUCAAGCGUGCUUUUGUAAAGUCUGAGCCUGUCAAGAGCAAGGCUACCGAGAGUCAGUCCCAGGUCGCUCAACCAUACGUGUUCACGCCUGCCAAGAAGACUACAAAUCAUGCGCAGACAAACGGCGAUGCGGUCAAACAGGAUCAGGAAAAGGGCUCGACAAUGGAACAGCCCGAUACUCCUCAAGCAUCAACCUUCAAGCUCACAUUCAAGCACCCAACCUCUAUCCCUUUGCCUGAGUCUGCCGAUAUCACGCCCACUGUCAGUCGGACUGUGACACCGCAACCCCCUCGACCUGAAUCGCCUACAAAAAAAACCGAGCCUGUGGAUCCCCCUUCUGCCCCUAGCUCGUCUCUCCCCACACCCGCUACAGACAGAGUAGCUGUCUCCCCACUUGACGCCCCGUCGACGGAGCAAGAUUACGGCUUUAAAGGACUGGCCAUUGGGUCUUCUGGUUCGAGCACAGCUUUGUUUAACGGAGCGGAUACGUCGACCUCGUCCAGGUUUGGAGGUCGUGGUUGGGGCGCAAUGGAUGAAGAAGAUGAUAACGGCCUCUUUGGUAAAGGCGGACCAAGCACGAGGAUCAACGAUUCAUGGACAGGAGGUGACCAAGGCUGGGGCGAGCCGGGUGUAUCGUCGCUCCCGACAGGCCCAUCGCAGCCGGUCUCAGAACCACCUGAUACGUCGACUGCUGAUGAUGACGACGAUCUCCCCUUAUCAUCCGCUGCCAAUGGUUCUCUACCUCCUCCACCACCAAAACCUACCUUUACCAUCAGCGUUGACGAUCCGACCAAAGUCGGUGAUCCGGUACGCGGUUACACUGUCUAUACGGUUCGCACUCGAACCACCUCGCCACAUUAUCGUCGAUCGGAGUUCUCUGUCCUGCGUCGAUUCUCCGAUUUCUUAUGGCUUUUCGACAUCCUGACUGCCAACAAUCCCGGUGUCAUUGUGCCUCCUAUGCCUGACAAACAUCCAUUCGGUAGAUUCCAAGACACCUUUAUCGAGAACCGACGGAUGGCGCUCGAAAGAUGCUUGACGAAGAUCACGCUACACCCUGUACUACAGCUUGACCCCGACCUUCGCAUGUUCCUCGAAUCCGAUUCCUUUGCCGUUGAGGCAAAAAACCGACCCGCUCCAAGCUCUGAAAAGGGUCUACUUGCUUCCUGGACGGGGCCGAAAUAUGUCGAACAAGAUGACUGGUUUGAUUCGCGUAAAGCCUUUCUCGAUUCUCUUGAAUCGCAGUUGAAAGCUUUGUCGAAAUCCAUCGAUCAAGCCUCUAAGAAUCGUCUCGAAGUCGCCAAUUCGAUGCAAGAUUUCGCCACGUCCAUGUCUUACCUAUCGGAUUCAGAUCUGGGGACGACCAUGUGUGCUGCACUUGGAAAGUUGGGCGAUCUCGCCGCGAGAGAGAAAGUAGCCAAUGAAGAUUUGGCGACGGCAGAAGUCGUCAACUUGUUAAACCUCUCUGACGAGUAUCUUCGAUUCAUCAAUUCUGUCCGGCUGGCAUUCGCAUCGAGGAUCAAGUGUUUCCAAAGAUGGCAAGAGAAAGAAAAAGAGACAAACAGGUUGAAAGGGAAUAGAGAAAAGUUGAGACAGCAGGGAAAAUUAGGAGAUCAAGCGAAUCAGACUUUGGCUCAGAUUGGCGAGGUGAGUCUUUCAAACUUUCGAGCUAGGCGAGCGAGCUUCAGCUUCAAACGAAUGGAGAUCGUGACGACUUUGCCUUUUACUGACGCUGUAUUCCCCUAAAACCCCCUUCUUUAGGCCGAGAGGAGAAGUCGUGAUGCCGCUACUGAAUUCGAUGCAGUCUCUCGAUUGGUGAAAUCGGAAUUUGCCCGUUUUGAGCGUGAACGAAUCAACGAGUUCAAGCUGAUCAUGGAACGACAUCUGGACCUACAGAUCAGUAAGGAGAAA
Kockovaella imperatae is the source of this 2541-nucleotide messenger RNA. RefSeq names its product Vps5 C terminal like-domain-containing protein. Gene Ontology annotation, cellular component: endosome. The transcript is spliced from 2 exons. The record is from RefSeq and is a predicted model, not a curated record. NCBI's taxonomy places the organism in Eukaryota, Fungi, Basidiomycota, Tremellomycetes, Tremellales, Cuniculitremaceae. Gene Ontology annotation, molecular function: phosphatidylinositol binding. Bases 85 to 2376 code for a protein of 763 amino acids. Gene Ontology annotation, biological process: retrograde transport, endosome to Golgi; protein retention in Golgi apparatus.